Molecule: messenger RNA, 936 nt
Organism: Rubroshorea leprosula
Lineage: Eukaryota; Viridiplantae; Streptophyta; Magnoliopsida; Malvales; Dipterocarpaceae
Source: the annotation of a GenBank genome assembly
AACAUUAUUGAAUUAAGCCGAAACGCGGAGAUCAAAACCAGAGCUUGGUUGGGACCGAGGUUUAUGCUUUAGCCCUCUGGAAAAUGGGAUUUGGAGCUUUAAGAUAUCUCGUUCGACCUUUAACUCGAACCGUACUGUCCCGCGCCUCCGCCACCUGUCCGGCGAGAUCGAUUCUGUCCUCGAUUCCGUCUCCGAAACUGGAUUUGGGUUUCGCUUUUGCGGUGGCGGUUAACGGAAAAUCUCCAUGGAUCUCGGUAUUUGCUCGCUUUCACAGCUUGACCGACACUCGUUACCCGAAGAGAAGACCCCAGGACAAGCCGCGCCGGAAGCGAGCUAGCUUGAGGCCUCCAGGACCAUAUGCCUGGGUACAGUAUAUGCCGGGGCACCCAAUUCUUCCCAACAAUCCCAAUGAAGGGAGUGUCAAAAGAAGGAACGAGAAAAAGCGCAUGAGGCAGCAUCGGGCAUUUGUUUUGGCUGAAGCAAAGAAGAGGAAAGCUCUGGUGCAGGAAGCUAAAAGGAAGAAGAAGAUUAAGCAAGUAGAGCAUAAGAUGGCUGCAGUUGCAAGGGAGAGAGCAUGGGUUGAGAGACUGGCAGAACUGCAACGGCUUGAGAAAGAGAAGAAAAAAGCCAUGGCUUGAAUUAUUACUCUCUAGGACUUCCAUCUUCUGAUGCUACACAGCUUUAGCAACAUCCUACCUAGUUGCCAUAAGCUCCCUGUAUUUGGUACCUCCCAGGUUGGUAGUUUAAACCGCUGCCUGGUUUGGGUGUUUUGACAUUUAUAACAUUAGGAGUUCUUUUGCACUUAUACAAUGGUAGACUGGGCAUGCAUUAUAUUUUGCAUACAGAAUUUAUCAACAAUAAGUUUCUAAACAUAACUCAAUUGAACAUGUUCUCUUCUCCAUGGCUGACCUCCUUUACUCGGGGUCUCCCUUUACA